AUGAAGGGGGCUAAGGUGUUUCCUUAUUACUGGGAUUGGGCACAUGACAUGUGGAUGCCGUUAAAGAUCACGGAAUCGUCGCUGAAUUUUCUUUUAGACUGUAUUUUUGUUGAUUCUCAACGCAAACGACGUCGUUUCUCUGGUAUACAAUUCGUCAUCCGGAUCCGGGUCUACCCACUGAGAGCAAAGAGAGAAAGAGAGAAAGAGAGAGUCUAUGGUCUUCCUGGUCAGCCAAAAGCAGUAUCAUUCAAACAAUAUGCUGGAUACGUUAACGUUAAUGAAUCGAAAGGGCGUCACCUGUUUUAUUAUUUUGCUGAAGCGGUUCAAUCUCCUUCUCAAAAACCCCUUGUGUUAUGGCUCAAUGGAGGUCCUGGUUGUUCAUCUUUUGGGUAUGGUGCCAUGGGAGAAAAUGGUCCAUUUGGAGUUAACCCAGAUGGGAAAACUCUAUUCAAUAGGCCUUAUUCGUGGAACAAUGUUGCGAACAUUCUAUAUUUGGAAUCUCCAACCAGUGUUGGAUUUUCGUACUCUAACGACACAACAGAUUAUAAAGAUUUAGGUGACAAAAAUUCAGCUCGAGAUGCAUACGCCUUCUUAUUAAAAUGGUUGGAAAGGUUUCCAGAGUAUAAAGAUCGAGAUUUCUAUAUGGCCGGAGAAAGUUAUGCAGGAGUUUAUAUUCCAGAAUUGGCAGAUUUAAUUAGUCACAAUAAUAGGAAGGCUGGCAAGCCCAUAAUCCAACUCAAGGGCAUUAUGGUAGGAAAUCCGGUAAUGAACAGAUUAAUAGAAAAAAAAGGCACAUAUGACUAUCUUUGGACUCAUGCUCUGAUUUCCGAUGAGACUCACAAUUUGAUAAUGAAAUAUUCAUUCGAGGAAACAGGAAUGAUCGACCCUUACAACAUUUAUGCUCCGAUUUGUCACAUUCCUAGAAACUCUUCAUUGCCGGUUUCAUCUCCAACACGACAACAGGGCAGUUACGAUCCUUGCAUAGAAAUUUACGUAAAAUCGUAUCUUAAUCUUCCACAAGUGCAAAAAGCUCUUCAUGUCAAGCCAACUUCUUGGGACCAUUGCUGGCCUUCAAGUUCGGAAUCAACAUGGAAUGACUUGGCAGAAUCAAUGUUUGGUGUAUACAAAAGCCUCAUUGAUGAUGCUCGAAUUAAAAUAUUGGUUUACAGUGGAGAUAUCGAUUCAAUAAUUUCAGUUACUUCUACACGAUACUCUCUUAAUGCUCUAAACCUUACGGUGAUUAAACCGUGGCAUCCGUGGUUGGAAACUAAAUCUCAAGAGGUGGCUGGAUAUAAGGCGGUUUACAAAGGUCUUACUUUUGCGACGGUUAGGGGAGCCGGGCAUCAAGUGCCACUAUUUCAACCACUAAGAGCAUUUACUUUGUUUAAGAUGUUUUUAGGUGAUAUGUUACCUUGA
Impatiens glandulifera is the source of this 1416-nucleotide messenger RNA. Its product is annotated as serine carboxypeptidase 1-like. Gene Ontology annotation, molecular function: serine-type carboxypeptidase activity. The coding region runs from base 1 to 1416 and encodes 471 amino acids. Lineage: Eukaryota; Viridiplantae; Streptophyta; Magnoliopsida; Ericales; Balsaminaceae. The record is from RefSeq and is a predicted model, not a curated record. The transcript is spliced from 11 exons. Gene Ontology annotation, cellular component: vacuole. Gene Ontology annotation, biological process: proteolysis.